Cladophialophora yegresii CBS 114405 is the source of this 1284-nucleotide messenger RNA. RefSeq lists its product as uncharacterized. The coding region runs from base 1 to 1284 and encodes 427 amino acids. The record is from RefSeq and is a predicted model, not a curated record. Lineage: Eukaryota; Fungi; Ascomycota; Eurotiomycetes; Chaetothyriales; Herpotrichiellaceae. The transcript is spliced from 3 exons.
AUGCCGGAAGUUGUGCGAGGCAGUCGCGCCAGUAUCCAAGUGGACCGGACGCCACUUGCCUCUCCGGAUGGACUGGGUCCUUCAUCUCCCGCGCGAGAGCCUCGAAAUGUCCACUUCGGGCCGGAGAGCCCUGGGCUCGACAGGGAAGAAACGCCCACGCCCGGUCUAAGAGGAGUGGACACGGGACUUAGUACCAUGUCAGGCACCGAACGCAGAAAGAGUAGAGAAGAGGCGAGAAAACAGCGGAAAACUGAGCCUGAAAGAGACGCAUAUUAUGACAGUCGUGCCGCCACGAAACGAGAAUUCCGACGGAGAGCGAGCACGCUGCAAGAAUAUUAUGCGCAAAAUCCGACCCUAUUGCCGCAAUUACCCUUCACUUGGAGACACGGCUGGAAAAGAUGGAAGUUGUUCUUCACGAUAUUCCUGAUCAUUGUCGACGCGUGUGUCAUUCCGAUCGUUCUCUUCUAUACCAUGAAAUUCAUCGGCCACAUCGAAGGAUGGAUCAUCUUCGCAGUUGUCGCUACCAUCUGGGGUGGUCCUACCUACGUGGAGUUCGCAGUACGAAGCUUGCGACUCUGGAAGAAAGAGAACUUCUUCCGACCUCUCGGCUCCAGCAACAAAUGGGCUUUCGACAUUACGCACUGGAUUUCGGUGUUGACCAUCACGGCAGUCACGGCACUCUUGAUUGUUGGCAGCGCGCCACACAUUGUGUGGCUCCGUGUGCUCUCCAUGCCGGCCCCUGCGAUAUUGUACUGCAUCGGAGGCAGCGUCUUCGCGCUUACCAUGUGGAGUCUUUCCGGUAAAAGAGCGCCGUUCCGGAUCAGUUCGACCGAGAAAGGCGGCGAGGUGUAUCCCGGAGUGUACUACCUCAUCGAGGAUGUCGUUGCUGUUAAUGCCAACGCCGGCAGGCCUUUCCGCGAAGCUCUGGCGGCUCGAUACAAGGCGAGCCCGCGCUUCCGGAGGAUGAUCAAGGUCCAGUCUCUGUUCUGGUCUAUCCCGUCCUUGAUAGUCGCCAUUGCAUGUACUGUGGUUGUUGUUAUCCACCCUGUUUCAAAAGACGUGGCAUAUGGUGUUGGUUGGGGCGUCCCUUUUGUUUUUAUCGGGAUCUGGGUCGUCAUUACCAUUCCCUGGGUCCGGCAUGACAUGCACAAGGAGACCGUGACAUGGGAGGAAGACUGUGGCAUCGCGCCCGGCACGCGCCAGAAGGAGAAGCAACUUCAACUCGAACCCACAGAUUCCGAACGCGAAACACCAAAGGAGCCAGUGCCUCAACCCGAACCAUGA